This is a messenger RNA of Onychomys torridus (southern grasshopper mouse), 1143 nucleotides long. RefSeq names its product telomere length regulation protein TEL2 homolog. The record is from RefSeq and is a predicted model, not a curated record. Bases 91 to 1095 code for a protein of 334 amino acids. Gene Ontology annotation, molecular function: Hsp90 protein binding; telomeric repeat DNA binding. NCBI's taxonomy places the organism in Eukaryota, Metazoa, Chordata, Mammalia, Rodentia, Cricetidae. Gene Ontology annotation, biological process: protein stabilization; telomere maintenance via telomerase. The transcript is spliced from 6 exons. Gene Ontology annotation, cellular component: cytosol.
CGAAUCAGCGGCUCACGGGAGGGAGCACGCGGCCUUGGCUCUGAAGCGUGGGGGCCGGGGGAACCCUGGAGGAGUGCCCUGUCCUGCAAGAUGGACCCAGCACUGUCUGCUGUCCGACUCACCGUCCAAGAAGCCAUUCACACCCUUUCAUCCUCAGAGGAUGCAGGCCACAUCCUCUCUACCCUGGGGACCUUGAAGCAAUACCUGGGCGGAACCCAGGAUCCAGCUCUCCCUGAGAAGGAGGAGUUUACCACCAUCCACUUCUCCGCCGUUCUCAGAUGUCUGGUCAGCAAGCUGAGUCCAGGUUGGCUGGAGCUAUCCCCUGAUGGCCAGCUGGAGCAGCUUUGGGAGAGCUUCUUCCUGGAGGGCCCCCCAGACCAAGCCUUCCUGGUGCUGAUGGAGGCCAUUGAGAGUACUGCUGGCCCUAGCUUCCGUCUGCUGAAGAUGGCUCGGCUUCUGGAGGCAUUUCUGAGCAAGGGCAGAGUGGCUGCUCUAAUGGAGGAGCAGUGCCGGCCGCAGACAAAGCCCAGCUUCCCCCUGUUCCAGGAGACGCUGCUCAGCAAGGUGGUGGGCUUGCCUGAUCACCUGGGCAACUGUCUCGGGCACGACAACCUGACCCAGUUCUUCCCCCAGAACUACUUCCCUCUGCUUGGCCAGGAGGUCAUGCAAGCUCUAAAGGCAGCUGUGAAUUUUCUCCAAGAUGGCCUAGACUGCUCUGUCUCCUUCGUGUCUCGAGUCUUGGGGAAGGUCUGCAUCCAGGGGAGAAAGAAAGAGAUCCUGGACGUGCUGGUGCCCCAACUGACAGUGCUCACCCAGGACAGCUGUCUGUGGCAGCGGGUGUGCUGGCGCCUGGUGGAGCAAGUGCCUGACCGGGCAGUGGAGGCUGUGCUGACAGGGUUUGUAGAGGCCACUCACGGGCCUGAAGUUCUGUCGCGACUCCUAGGGAACGUGGUGGUGAAGAGUAAGAAAGCGCAGUUUGUGAUGACCCGGAAGCUCCUGUUCCUGCAGUACCAGCACACGGUGAGAAUGCCCGGGCAGGCUGGUGCCUGCAGGCUUUGCAAAUCACAGGAAGAGUUGUUAUUAGAAGUAGAGUAGGGGAACUGGGUGCAUGGCACACCAUGUCACCCAGAGGUGGGGGCAGUU